Messenger RNA from Callorhinchus milii (elephant shark), 4980 nucleotides. RefSeq names its product un-named sa1614. Gene Ontology annotation, molecular function: GTPase activator activity; protein binding. Gene Ontology annotation, cellular component: cytoplasm. The transcript is spliced from 28 exons. The record is from RefSeq and is a predicted model, not a curated record. Bases 32 to 3061 code for a protein of 1009 amino acids. Gene Ontology annotation, biological process: positive regulation of GTPase activity. Lineage: Eukaryota; Metazoa; Chordata; Chondrichthyes; Chimaeriformes; Callorhinchidae.
GGCGGCUCCCACCCCGAGUCCAUUUGAAAACAUGCUGAUCUCGGUGCAGGAAUUUAUCUCGGAGACGCUGGAGGACCACAGCUCCCCGACCACCUCCUCCUUCAUCACCAAGAUGGCAAACUGCAGAAACACCGUGACUACACUCGAGGAGGCUUUAGACAAAGAUAGAACAAUACUCCAGAAAAUGAAGAAAUCAGUCAAAGCACGAUUUAACUCUGGUCAAGAAGACAUGUCUUAUCAGGAAACGUACAUUACUGAGCUGGAAAAGUUGGCAGUGAACUUCUACAGCAACGAGGAGUCAAGACUGGCUGAUGCCUUCGGUAAUUUUUCAGAAUCCUCCAAAGAGCUGGUGACACCAAUGAGAAACCUGUUACAGAGCAUGAACCAUAUAAUUUUUUUCCUGAAUUCUCUGCUAAGAGGAGAGCUGAAAGGAGUUAAGGGGGAUUUAAAGAAACCUUUUGACAAAGCUUGGAAAGAUUAUGAGAGCAAAUUUACAAAAAUUGAAAAAGAGAAAAGAGAACACGCAAAACAGUAUGGAAUGGUACGGAUUGAAGUGACUGGAGGUGAAAUAGCAGAUGAGAUGGAAAAGGAACGGAAGAUGUUUCAGCUCCAGAUGUGUGAAUAUCUGAUCAAAGUGAAUGAGAUCAAGACCAAGAAAGGAGUGGACCUUCUACAGAACAUCAUCACGUAUUACCAUGCACAGUACAUUUUCUUUCAGGAAGGCUUGAAAACAGCUGAGAAGAUUAGGCACUAUGUGGAAACACUUACAGCAGAUUUGCAGAAUAUUAAAAAGAACCAGGACGAAGAGAAGAAGCAGCUCUGCAGUCUCCGGGAUCAGCUUAAACCAAUGGAACAGUUCGAUCAAAAAGAGCAGGACUCUUUGAGCCGCCAGUCUGUGUACAGCAUGCACCAGCUCCAGGGAAAUAAGCAAUACGGCACUGAGAAAAUGGGACCCCUCUAUAAGAAAAGUGAUGGGUUAAGGAAGGUUUGGCAGAAGAGGAAAUGUUCCAUAAAGAACUGUUACCUGACCAUCUCACAUGGAACACCCAACCGACAACCAGCAAAGCUCAACCUCCUGACCUGUCAGGUGAAGCCCAAUUUGGAGGAUAAAAAAUGCUUUGACCUCAUCUCACAUAAUCGCACAUAUCACUUUCUGGCAGAGGAUGAACAGGAUUGCAUGGCGUGGAUAUCAGUUCUAACUAAUUGCAAGCAGGAAGCUCUAAACAUGGCUUUCCAUGCAGAGCACAGUGGUGGAGAGAACAGCAUUGAAGACCUAACUAAAGCAAUCAUUGACGAUGUCCAACACAUGCCUGGAAACAGCGAUUGCUGUGACUGUGGAGCAGCAGGACCAACUUGGAUUUCUACCAAUUUAGGAAUUCUGAUAUGUAUAGAAUGUUCUGGGAUUCACCGGGAGCUGGGAGUGCAUUACUCCCGAAUCCAGUCCCUCUCACUGGACAAACUUGGAACUUCUGACCUCUUGCUGGCAAAGAAUGUUGGAAAUUCUGGAUUUAAUGAAUUUAUGGAAGCAAAUCUCCCAAAUUUAUCAUUAAAACCAAGUACAGACAGCGCCAUGAAUGUAAGGAAAGAUUACAUUGUCGCAAAAUAUGUGGAUCGUCUAUACGUGAAACAGAUAAGUGGCACGCCUGCGUCAAAGUUGAAUGAUUUGUACUAUGCUGUGAAAUGCAAGGAUAUAUUUGCACUGAUUCAGAUCUAUGCAGAAAAGGUCAAUCUUAGUGAAUCACUGCCAUCAUUUCUCCAGGAACCAGGAGAGACUGCUCUUCAUCUUGCUGUACAGCUAGCCGAUCGGACCUCCUUACACAUUGUGGACUUUCUUGUGCACAACUGUGGAAAUCUCAUGAAGCAGACAGUGAAAGGAAACACAGCUGUUCACUAUUCCUGUUUGUUCAAUAAAACAGAAUGUCUCAAAUUGCUUCUGAGAGCCAAGGCCAAUGCCAGUAUCCCCAAUGAAGAUGGAGAGACUGCCAUGGACAUUGCUCGGAGACUGAAAAACCACAACUGUGAAGAGCUGCUAUCUCAGGCAAAAUUGAACCAAUUUAAUUUGCACAUGCACGUGGAGUAUGAAUGGCGACUACGGCAAGAUGACCUAUUUGAGAGUGACGAUGAUCUAGAUGAAAAGCUGGGACCUGUUAAGAAAGAGCGGACCCCUCGGCCUUACAGCUGCUAUCAGGCUGUCAGCACACCAUCUGUGGGCCGGGACAAGGCCAUCAGCAGAGAGAUGGCCUACUUGUCACAAGAGCGCAGACAUGACCUGUUCAACCAGUCACGAAGUAUGGACUCUCAAGUAUUCUCUCCUUCAUCCGAUGGUCCACCGCCUCCUCCUAGAAUCCCAAUCCGAGCCCCAAGUGUCCCACCUCCUCCGCCACCUCCACCUGUGCCUCUUGCUGCUGUCAGUUUUGCCGCUUCGCCCUCUAUCAGUCUAUCACCUAAGAAGCAGCCACCCCCGCCACCCCUGAUAACCAAACACAAGCGGACCUUGUCAGAACCCACACCUGCUGUACCUCACAGUCCUCGGAACCGCAAGCAAAUCUCAUUUGGUAUGUUUCUUGGAACUGAUUCUACGCCACCAUCCAGUCCCCCUGCUACCGUGCUGGACAUAUCUUCACCAAGAUCAAGUUUAGGGUCUCCAAAAACAAUAUCACCUGGUCUCCAAUCUCUUCCAGAGCAACCAGAAACGGAAUUACAGAAGGAUAUCUAUAGUUUACCCCAAAAAUUCCAUCAUCCCAGAGAGAUCGGCCAAAGGUCCCCAAGGCAUACCUCUUCAAGAUCCUUCUUUACAGAGCCAAAUAAUGAUACAUAUGCUGUGCCUGGAAACCCGGUCCCACUUCCCCGUAAAAUGACUGCGAUCAAGCCCAAAAUUCGCAGGGGAAGAGCCAUUUACAAUUGCACAGCAGAUCAUGCUGAUGAGCUGACCUUCUCAGAAGGAGAAGUGAUAGUGGUAACUGAAGAAGAUGACCAUGACUGGUGGAACGGCUACAUUGAAGGACAGCCUUGCAGAAAAGGACUUUUUCCAGCAUCUUUUAUCCACUUGCUAACAAGCUAAUGGCCCCCCUUAUUGAUCUCCGGAUGAUUGAGGGAGAGGGUGGGGGGGGGCAAAGCUUUUUUGCUCUUUCUAAAUUAUUUACUCCUUGGAGCUCAAGAUGUCUGUUAUUUUCACUGGAAGCAAUCAUUGUGCAAAAUCGUCUAUUAUGAUUGUGAAGAGUGAUUCCAGAGUCCAUUCAAAUGCCGAAGUAUGUCUGCCAGUGAGGAGAACUGAGGAGCCAAACCAAAACCAAGAAGUGGUCAGUUCAGUGUACCUCCUCUUAACGGAUCACCUAUGGGAGCAAACCAGCCUGGUUCUUUGAGGCGGGUGGCUGUUUAAUCAGUGUGACUGUCUUGCUGUAAUUUGCUUGUAUUUGUUUUUUUUAAUCUCAUUUCCAGCUAGUGAUGUUAUUUGGUUUAUAUCUUUGAGGAUUUGCAAUAGUUACCGGACACCACUGGGUGGGAACCAAUAGAGAAGCAUGCCUGGUGUGAGAUGCUGGUGCUGGGCAAUGGUCAGUACAUGACGUUACUGAGUGGUUUCAAUUACACAACGUACAAGACCACAUCACGAUGAGCCUUAUGUACAAGUUAGUCAACUGUAACGGCACAAGUAGCAUCCCGAGAGGCAAGGCAGAUCAUGGAAACAAAUUGUGAUAAAAAUAAUAUAUAUAUAUAUAAAUGUGUAAUCAAAGUAUGUUCAUGUUAAGCAAUUUACCAAAACAAUAAUUAGUAUCAUUUACUCCAGCUUUAAAAUACAAUAGACUUGCAAUGAUCAAAUCCUGUUUACCAUACUGUGUGUGUGUGUGUACAUGGGAUAAUGUGGAUAAUAAUUUAAAUUUACAAAUAAUUUAAACUUCCCCACACAUCCAGGGAUGGGGGAGCGGUGGUGGUGAGGGAAAGUGUUUGUGGUCCUAUCUAUCCUGGAAAAAACACGAGUAAUGUUAUUGGCUGGAGAAGAUCUUUUAACAUCAGCUUGGAGAAUGAGCUGUGGAUUCCCUUUGAAGAUGGGAUUAGUCUAUUCUCAGUGAAACAAUCAGGAAGUCCACAGCUCCCUGUGGAGUUUAACAUAGUAACAUCAGGAAAGGGAUCUGGGAACAACUCCCACCUCUCCUGGUUGUAUUUUCAAACAGAUAUACUGCAGUCUGUGAUGGGUCAAUCAGAAAAGUAUCUGUCCAAAAUUCUUGAUUGCUGGCUCAUGCAGUGUGCAGAAUCAGCCCUCUUGAGUAUGUGACAAGUGAAUUGCACACUAAAUCUCAUUUGGAAUAAAGUGAAAAUUUGCAGUUCUUUUGGCACCCAAGUUGCGCAGGGUUACUGGUGUCUGUGAACAGGGUCACUGGUGUGACAAACCACAUUAACUGGACUGUGUCACGGCCGAGUGAGCAGCUGUUAAUUCUCAUGAAUUCAAGAAAUUUGCUCCAAAGUUAGCAAGUUGCUAUUCAUUUUCAGUAGAAAUUGGGACGGUUGGGGUUCCUGUGUCAAGCGAGACGCUUUGCAUUGUCUGACUGAUAUCACUCAAUAUUUCUGAAACUGCAAUGGAAAUAGUUUUGGUCACACCAGAAGAAGACCACGUUUACUAGGGUACAAUCAAUUCACAGCUGUCUCCAAAAUGCUUGCCUCAAUCUCUGAUGGAGAAUGUUUUUAUUAAUCCAUCUUUCACAAUAUAAAAUUUACAAUACAUUAUACCCGCAAUUAUUAACAAAUUGAGCUGUGGCCUGAGGGACCAAACUUUUCACCUAAGAUCAGCCUUGUGAGACCAUUUUGUCUUUAAAAUUUAAGAUUGCACAAAAUUGUGGAGCAUUCUUUGUGUGUGCAGGUGGGUGUCGGAGCACUCUGGCAAUUUAUUUCGGGAUUUUAUUUUGCACCAUUUUAUCAAGGAAGGCUUUGUUCAAUUUGUAAACGUCUAUGAUAUUAAAGAUGGUAAUAAAUGCCUAUUGUGUGUAA